This is a messenger RNA of Indicator indicator, 1278 nucleotides long. RefSeq names its product transmembrane protein 175 (gene TMEM175). The record is from RefSeq and is a predicted model, not a curated record. Gene Ontology annotation, cellular component: endosome; lysosome. Gene Ontology annotation, molecular function: proton channel activity; potassium ion leak channel activity. NCBI's taxonomy places the organism in Eukaryota, Metazoa, Chordata, Aves, Piciformes, Indicatoridae. The transcript has 8 exons. Bases 16 to 1278 code for a protein of 420 amino acids.
AUUUCAGUCUACUUGAUGACUUUCUUAAUAGUCACAGUGGCAUGGACAGCUCAUGUAAGGUUGUUUCAAGUGAUAGAGCUUAUAGAUGAUGUCCUUGCUCUUCUAAAUCUGGCUUGUAUGAUGGUCAUAACUUUCUUGCCAUACACAUUUUCCUUAAUGGCCUCCUUUCCAGAGGUACCUUUUGGCAUUUUCCUCUUCAGUGUCUGUGCUGUUGUCAUUGGCCUUAUACAGGCUGUGAUAGUAGUGUAUGGAUUCUAUCACCCACACUUACUGAAUCAAGAUAUAAAUUCUGUAAAUCAUGAUGCUUGUAAACGUCAUAUCUUAAAGAUUAUCCUAAGAGGACCAGCUUUAUGCUUUUUAGCAGCCAUCUCUUCUUUUUUCUUCAUUCCUUUGUCUUAUGUAUUUCUUGGGCUCGUAAUCGUUUUACCACAUCUCACUCGAUUCCUUAUAUGGUGUAAAACCAAGAUUGUUGGUCAGACAGAUGAAGAGGAGGAGCAACAUAGUUCAGAAACCUUCACUUUUUACCUCAGUGAGCCUCUAAGUAAGGAACGUGUAGAAGCAUUCAGUGAUGGAGUCUAUGCCAUCGUAGCAACCCUACUUAUUUGUGAUAUAUGUGAAGACAAUGUUGCUGAUCCCAGAGAUGUUGAGGAGAAGUUCCAUGGCAGCCUUCUUGAAGCGUUAAGUGAAUAUGGGCCAAAAUACCUUGCCUACUUUGGCUCAUUUGUAACAAUUGGACUCCUGUGGUUUGUCCAUCACUCACUUUUCCUUUACGUCAUAAAAACCACACGAUUAAUGGGAUUGCUUAACAUAUUUUCCUUGGCUUUUAUCGGUGGGCUUCCACUGGCUUACCAGCUGACAAGUGAAUUUGCAGAGAAGUCUCACAAUGAAAUAGAAGCCAUUCAAGUCAGCUGUGUUAUCACUUUCUUUGCCAGCAUAUUUCAGUUUGCAAUAUGGACUACAGCCCUCCUCCAUGAAAGAGAAACUUUGCAUCCUUUUGCCAGAUACGGUGGCAAGGAGCAUGCCUUCAUGUUUGCCAAGCUGGCUCUCUACCCUUGUGUAAGCCUUGGGGCCUUCUUUCUAACAUGUCUAUUGAGUGAAUUUAGCACAGCGGUUUUCCAUCUCAUGCAGAUUGUAAUCCCAUUUGCAUUUCUUGCCUUGCGCAUUCUUGUUAGAAUUUCUUUAACUGUUAUUAAGUCUGUGAUGUCUCUCUCAAGACAGAAGGUUGUAUUGCUAGAAGAAGAGGAGGCAUGUCUGUCUCCUACUGAAACACUGUCAUAA